Plasmodium malariae is the source of this 1014-nucleotide messenger RNA. RefSeq names its product transporter protein, putative. Gene Ontology annotation, molecular function: zinc ion transmembrane transporter activity. The record is from RefSeq and is a predicted model, not a curated record. Gene Ontology annotation, cellular component: membrane. Bases 1 to 1014 code for a protein of 337 amino acids. Lineage: Eukaryota; Apicomplexa; Aconoidasida; Haemosporida; Plasmodiidae. The transcript is spliced from 7 exons. Gene Ontology annotation, biological process: zinc ion transmembrane transport.
AUGGAUUUACUUUUAGCUAAAGCAAUUUGCAUAUUUGCGUUUGUUUCAGUUGCAACAUUCGGAUGUUCUAUACCAUAUUUGAUAGGAUUGUUUGGACAGAAACAAAAUAUUGAACAUGAAAAAAAAGUAAAAAAUAUCCUUUCUAAUUUGAAUUGUUUUGGUUCUGGUUUUAUUUUUUCAAUUGUUAUGUUCCAUUUGUUACCAGAAACAAUCAUGAUUGUAAGUUCACAUAAGGACAUCGUUAUUUUUAACACAUCUGAUGCUGAUAUGAAAACACUCUAUAUCUUUUUUUUCGUAUUUAUUGGUUUCUGUGUGCAAUUAGCAUUAGAAUAUGUUCUACCAGUUGAUAGUAAUUAUUGCUGUGUUGCUAAUGAUGACGUGAAGUCCAUGUUGAAUGAUAAUUUUUCCAAAACGUUAGUAAAGGGUAAAAAGGAUUCCAUUAAUAUCGAUAUGCAUAGUGUGAGUGUCAAUGAAGAUAAAUAUCAUCAUGCAUGUGAUAGUGAGCAUUUCAAGAAAAAACAGAAUUUCUCACAAUUUUUACACGUCCUAACAUUGCAGUCAUUUUUCUUAACAGUAUCCUUGGCUGUACAUUCGUGCAAUGAAGGAAUGAUCGUAGGAAUGUCAGAUGACGUGCAUUUUGUUUUUAUAAAUUCGUUUUGUAUUUUAUCACACAAGUGGAUAGCAGGAGUUACUGUGGCUCUUUCACUAAAUCAGAACAACAUAAGCAAAAAUCUCAAGACAAUAUUGUUAGUAAUUUUUAUAUUCUCUUCGCCCCUAGGAAUAAUAUUAGGUCACUUGAUACAGUCAUCAGGUGAAAAAUUAACAUGUAUAAUCAAUGCAAUUUCCAUUGGAUCGUUGCUUUUCAUUGGAUGUGAGAUUUUGCUAAAUGAAAUAAAGCAGAAGUAUAGCAGAAAAGUUAGGCUUACAAAAUGGCUCAGCUUUUGUUGUUCGUGCGUAAUUGCAUUUUUUUUAAUUAUAGCCACUGUGCGCAUUGCUCCACAUCAUCAUCAUUAG